This is a messenger RNA of Lutra lutra (Eurasian river otter), 2408 nucleotides long. Its product is annotated as glutaredoxin-2, mitochondrial-like. The transcript has a single exon. The coding region runs from base 1715 to 2248 and encodes 177 amino acids. Lineage: Eukaryota; Metazoa; Chordata; Mammalia; Carnivora; Mustelidae. The record is from RefSeq and is a predicted model, not a curated record.
CUUAAAAAAAAAAAGAAAAGAAAGCUGGAGUAACUAUAUUAAUUUAAAGAAGACUUAAAAGCAAAAAGAAUUGUUGGGGAUAAAAAGGGACAUUACAGAAUAAUGAAAGGGUCAGUUCUCCAAGAAACAUAAUAGUCCUUAGUGCAUAUGUACCUAACAACAAGGCAUCAAUAUAUCUGAGGGAAAAAUGAUAGAAUUGCAAGCAAAUAUAGAUGAACCUACUAGUACAGUUAGAGAAUUCAAAAUCUCUCAGUAAUUAACAGAUUCAAUAGUAAAAAAAAAUUAGUAAGGCCAUAGUUUCCCUGAAUAACACUAUUAGCAAGAUCUAAUUAACAUUUAUGGAAUACUUCAUAUUCCAAAUAUAGCAGAAUAUGCAUUUUUCUCAAGUUCAUAGAAAACAUUCACUGUGAUAGACCAUAUUCUGAGCCAUAAAACACAGCUUACCAAAUUUAGAAAAAGGUAAGCCAUAUGCACAAUAUGCUGUUAUACCACAAUGGAAUUAAACUAGAAAUCAAAAACAGAAAGAUACCUGGGAACCUUUAAAAAAAAGUUUGGAUGUUUAACACACUUAUAAAUAAUCAUGGGCUAAAGAAGAAUUCUCAAAAGAGAUUUAAAUAACUUUUUAACUAAAUGAAAUGAAAGUAUUAAGUUUGUGGACUGAAGUGGAAGCCAAGCUUAGCAGAAAAUGUAUAGCAUUGAAUGAAAGAUCUAAAAUUGGCAAUCGAAGCUUCCACUUUAAGAAAUUAGAAAAAGAAUGAAAAAUUUAAAAAUAAGCAAAAGAAAAGAAAUAAUAAAAAUUAGAAUAGAAAUCAAUGAAAUCAAACCAGGAAGCCAAUAAAGAAAAUCAAUGAAACUGAAAGCUGGCCCUUUGAAAUGAUGAACAAAAUCGAUAAACCUCUAGCUAGGUUAAGAAAACAGAAGACAAAAAUUGCCAAUGUCAGUAUACCAGCAAUGAAUGGUUAGAACUUUAAAAACACAGUAACAAUAACUUAUUAGUAACAAAAUACUAAAUGCUUAUGUAGAAAUCUAAUAAAAUAUGUUUUAUAAGAUCUGGUGAAAGAAGUCAACUAAAUACAUGGACCAAUGUUUCAUGUUCCUGUAUAGGGAUACUCACUAUUAUCAAGAUUUUGGUUUCUCCCAACUUGAUCUACAGAGUUAAUAUAAUCCCAAGAAGUUAUUUUGUAGUUAUUGACAAAGUGAUUCUAACAGUUUAUAUGGAGAGGCAAAAGACCCAGAAUAGCCAGCACAAUAUUGAAAAAGAAAGACAAAGUUGGAGGACAGACACUACCUGCCUUCAAGACUUACUCUCAAACUGCAGGAAUCAAGAUUGUGAUAUUGGUGAGAGAACAGACAAAUAUAUCAAUGGAGCAGAACAGAGAGCCCAGAAACAGACCCAGGUAGUCAGCUGGUCUUUGAUAAAGGAGAAAAGGCAAUUCAAUGGAGAAAGGAUAGUAUUUUUUAAUAAGUGAUGCUGGAACAAACAGUGGACCUCCACAUGCAAAAAAAAAUCUAGACACAGACCUUAUGCCUUUCACAAACAUAAAACUCAAGCCACAGACUGGAAGUAAGUCUUUAUAAGACACAUUAUCUGAUGAACGACUGGUAUCAAAAUAUAAAAAGAAAGAAAAAAAAUUAAAAGAAUUCUUUUUUUUUUUUUUUUCUAUACACAAAGAAUUCUUAGAACUCAGCAACAAGAAAGCAACUCAGUUUAAAAAUGGGCAAAAGAGAGCCGCGGUCGCACCCUUUCGGCUCGCUGCGUCCGGGCGCUCGGACCAUGUCUUGGCGCCGCGCUGCGCUGCGGGGGACGAGGCUGGUUCGGAGCUGGAGCUGCUCGGCGGGCCAGUUGGGCGGGGUAGUGGGAGCUGCGGCCUCUGGGAUGGGGAACAGCACAUCAUCAUCUUUGGGGAAGUCAGCAACUGCUCCUGUGAAUCAGAUUCAAGAAACAAUUUCUGAUAAUUGUGUGGUGAUUUUCUCAAAAACAUCUUGUUCUUACUGUACAAUGGCAAAAAAACUUUUCCAUGACAUGAAUGUCAAGUAUAAAGUGGUGGAAUUGGACAUGCUUGAAUAUGGAAGUCAAUUUCAAGAUGCUCUCUACAAAAUGACUGGUGAAAGAACUCUACCAAGGAUAUUUAUCAAUGGAACUUUUAUUGGCGGUGCAACUGACACUCGCAGGCUUCACAGAGAAGGGAAAUUGCUUCCACUAGUUCAUCAGUGUUAUUUAAAAAAAAGUAAGAGGAAAAAAUUUUAGUUAUGUAGGUGCUCAUUACGUUGCUAGUAAAAUGUCAGUGAUUUAAAGUGAUAAUGCCUGAUAAUGCCUUUUAAAUGUUUGAGGAUGUUUUAAAUAUGUAAAUUGUCUUCCUGAAAAAGUUAUAAAACAAUAAAUUGCUGUGGAAAUCUAAAAAAAAAAA